AUGCCUUCCUCAUUCCUGCGUAGGUUCCUGCUUGGUAGGAAGAAAAAAAGAGACGGUAACCCGCAGUCUCUGUCAACCCUUUCAUUCCCUUCUUUCUCCUCUUACUCCUCCUUCCCCACAAAGGAUGCGAUGCCAGAACUAGAGAUAAUGGGGAGCAGGGGGCCGAGCAUGGAGUCGUGGUCGAUGCUGCUGGAACCCGGCGCGGUCGAAGGGGGCGGAGCGGCGGCGGCGGCGGAGGGUUGGAAGGCUGAUUUGUCGCAGCUCCUCAUUGGGAACAUGUUCGCCGCUGGAUCGCGGAGCAGGAUCUACCGUGGGAUCUACAAGGACAGGGCGGUGGCGGUGAAGAUGGUUAAGGUCCCGGAAGCGGAGGAAGAGGAGACCCGGAUUCUCCUGGAGAAGCAAUUCACUUGCGAGGUCUCCUUGCUCUCCCGCCUCUACCACCCCAACAUAGUGCAGGUAAGUUCAGCGGAGAAUUCCUCUCUCUCUCUCUCUCUCCCUUGAUUGCUUUCUUUUGCGACACCUUCCUGUAAAUUAUCGUGCUGGACGAACCCAUGCAUAGAGAUCACGAAUUCUCCACUGAUCUCUCUCUCUCUCUCUCUCUCUCUCUCUCUCUCUCUCUCUCUCUCUCUCUCUCUCUCUCUCUCUAUCUCUCUUCCUUCCUCUGUGAUCAUCGUAUCGUUGUGAAGAGUAACAAUCCCGGGUCGGCUCGUAUUAUCCGCAGUUUAUCUCCGCCUGCAACAAGCCCCCGGUCUACUGCAUCAUCACCGAGUACAUGCCGCAGGGCACUCUGAGGAUGUUCCUUCACAAGAAGGAGCCCUACUCGCUUCCAACCGGGACGAUUCUGAGGCUGGCGCUGGACAUAUCGCGAGGAAUGAAGUACCUCCACUCGCAGGGCGUCAUCCACCGAGACCUCAAGUCCGAUAACUUACUCCUCGACGACGAACUUCGAGUCAAAGUCGCUGACUUUGGCACCUCCUGCAUGGCGGAGACCACACAGAACGGAGCUCCCAGAAGCGGCGGCUGCAUGGGGACGUACCGCUGGAUGGCCCCGGAGAUGAUCAAGAACAAGGCUUACACCAGGAAGGUCGACGUGUACAGCUUCGGGAUGGUGCUCUGGGAGUUGACCACUGCUCUGGUUCCUUUCCAGGAGUUGACCCCAGUUCAAGCCGCGUAUGCCGCUUGUGAGAAGGUUACUACUACACUGCUUUGGACUUCCAGCUCAUUGAAUCUUAUCCUGAUCAAAGAUUGCAGCAAAAAAUCUAAACGAUUCAGUGUUGACUGAAUAUAUUACAUCCCCGUGAAAACUGCGCCGUUUGUUUUGAUGUUUUCCACGUUCGUUGACCAGGAUCGCACAUUUGUUCAAUUCCCCUGCUAGCUGUUUCAAUAUAAAUUUAAUAAUCGGUUUCGCCAUAAAAUUUUAAUCAGUAUUUAUUCCUUUGUGCCUUUAUUGGUCUGUGUUGAUUUUCACGUUCUUCGUAGAUUCAAUCCAAUUGGUCUCACAAGAAAAAUCGGAGAAACAUGAACUCAUAGAAUUUUGAUCAAUCGAUGAGCCAUGCAUUCUCUUUCUGCUACAAUCCGAUUAUUCUGACCACUUGCUUAAGUUUUCGUUUUAUUUUUUUAUUUUAACUGAUUUUCUUGCAUGGGAAUUUGGACAGAUCAUGACUCAUAGGGUUGGAACAUUGUACAAACCAUGCAUUUUUUUUCUAUGUUGACACAGAUAUUACUUCAAUUUUUUGUCGUAGAGUUUCUGCCUUUGUUGACAACACCUUAUCACUAGUUUUUCAGCAAAAAUUAUAGGUGGAAGGUUUCUCUUUCUCCUGGUCACUUUCAAUUUCAUUGCGCUUUUCUUUGACAUGAGAAUUUAAGUAAAAUUUUAUGUAAAAAGAUUAUUUUUAAUGGUCCAAACCAUGGCAUCUUUUUCCCCCAAGAAAUAGAUGAGUUUGACAACUAGUAAGAUUUUCAUGAUGCUUUUAACCCAAAUAACCAGUCAAAGAUGAACAAUAGAGCGAGCCACGCUUGAUAGAGUCCGUUCGUUGAACUGACCAAAUAAUUUCAUUUUCUACGUUGACGUUCGUUAAUAUGGAGUUUGACGAUUGUGGUGCUAAUAUGGAACAUAGACUUCAUAGAUCUCGAUCUGCGUAUAGAACAUCUCAUGUGCUUUUUUAUGAAGAAUUAUAACGUUUCGAGCUUUCAUGCUAUUUUUUUAUUUAAAUAAAUACUCAGUUCUGCAUGAAAAUCUAGAUAACCUUUAUGAAACACCUUUUCAUUGGGCAUAAAAACGAAAUUUUUAUUGGAGUUCAUUUUUUGUUAAAAUUUAUUGAUGCCCAUUAUCUACUUGAUGGAGUUUCUUUCUUGUGCCAACAAUUUUAUUCACUCUUACAAUCUAAAAAUGUUGGGUUCGCAUAAAAAAUAAAAGAAAUUGGUUUCUUCUGGUCUCGCAGAAUCUCAGGCCGCCGUUGUCGGAGAAUUGCGCUCCUGUCCUCAACGACCUGAUACAGAGGUGCUGGUCGGCCAAUCCGAUCAAGCGGCCAGACUUUGAUCACAUUGUGGCGGUGUUGGAGAGAUACGAUCAGUGCCUGCGAGAGGGCACGCCGCUCUGUCCUUCCGGUGUGGAGCUCACGCGCCGAAUCUCACUCAGGAGGAGCUUCAAGGGCUGCAUCGCCGCCUGUUCAUUUGUUCCUGUUCAAGCUUGA
Molecule: messenger RNA, 2693 nt
Organism: Spirodela intermedia
Lineage: Eukaryota; Viridiplantae; Streptophyta; Magnoliopsida; Alismatales; Araceae
Source: the annotation of a GenBank genome assembly